This is a messenger RNA of Colletes gigas, 801 nucleotides long. RefSeq names its product transposable element Tc1 transposase. Gene Ontology annotation, biological process: DNA integration; DNA transposition. Lineage: Eukaryota; Metazoa; Arthropoda; Insecta; Hymenoptera; Colletidae. Gene Ontology annotation, molecular function: DNA binding. The record is from RefSeq and is a predicted model, not a curated record. The coding region runs from base 1 to 801 and encodes 266 amino acids. The transcript has 3 exons.
AUGAGUCGAAAGAAGUCCAAGACUACUCUAGAAGAGCGUAAAAUAAUUUUUAAAUUGCACCAAGAGGGCAAAAGUUAUGUUGAGAUGGGAAAAAUAAUGGACAGAAGUAAAUCGACUAUCCAAUUCAUUAUUAAACGGAUAAAAGCAAGUGAUAGUUUGUUAAAUAACGAACGUACUGGAAGACCAAAGAUUUUAACCGUUCGAGAGAGAAAAACUAUGAUACGUCAAGUGCAACAAAAUCCUCAACUUAGUGCACCUAAGUUACCGACAAUGUGUAACGAUAUAUUCAAUAAGAAGAUUUCUGCUGAAACUUGUCGAAGAAUAUUGAGAGGUGAAAAUUUUUAUGGUCGAACAUCGAGAAAGAAGCUCUUCGUUAGUAAAAUUAACAGAAUAAAGAGAUUAGCAUUUGCGAAGAUGUACAGAAGUCAAAUUAAUACCUUUUGGAGAAACGUUAUUUCCUUUGACGAGUCGAAAUUUAAUAUUUUUGGAUGUGACGAAAGAGGAAAAGUUUGGAGAAAGCUUAAUAAAGAACUAGAAUUAAAGACUCUACAACCGACUGUAAAGCAUGGCGGAGGUUCUGUGAUGGCUUUGGGGCUGCAUGUCAGCAUCCGGAGUGGAAAUCAGCGCGAAUUAGCACGAGCCAAAAAUAUGAAAAAAACUGCAAAGAAAUCAGCUGCUGAACAAGACAGUAACAAAGGUCUAUCGUUGGAACAGCGUAAAGCACGAGAUGCGGAACGAAUGAGAGAAAAACAACUGAAGAAGCAGCAAGACCAGGACAAAGUUAAACAAUGUGCAAGAUAA